Molecule: messenger RNA, 2921 nt
Organism: Trichoplusia ni (cabbage looper)
Lineage: Eukaryota; Metazoa; Arthropoda; Insecta; Lepidoptera; Noctuidae
Product: RNA-binding protein 25
Exons: 16
Coding region: 265-2865 (866 amino acids)
Biological process (GO): regulation of alternative mRNA splicing, via spliceosome; mRNA processing
Cellular component (GO): spliceosomal complex
Molecular function (GO): mRNA binding
Source: RefSeq, a predicted model, not a curated record
GCUGCCAAAGUAACCAUGUUGGUGAUGGAAGUGGAUCUAUUAUUUAAUGGUUUAUAGUGACAUUUUAAGUUUGUUUCGUAGUAAAUUGUACUUAUUAACGUUCCUUUUUGUAUUCAAUGUGAAUAGUAGUUAGAAUUAAAUUCGUGAAAUAAUUAUAAAAAGUGUUCGCGUCACCGGUGGAGCAUUUGUGGUCAAACGAAGUCAAAUUUACGUUCGACAGUGGAUCAAUCAGCGAAGCCGUAAGCACGGGUGGUCUGCGGUAAGAUGUCGUUCCCGCCUCGGCCGCCGCUGGUGCCGUACGGGAUCGCGCCGGGCGUCGUCACAAUGCAGAUGCCCACACAUGUGAUGGUGGGCGCGUACGGCGCGAGCGCGGGCGGCGGGCGCGGCGCGCUGCUGCCGGCGCCGGCGCCCGGCAAGGCGGUGAUCGCGCGCGGGCCCACGCGCAACGCCAACGGCGCCAAGGAGCCCGACGGCCCGCCAGUCACCGUCUUCAUAGGCAACAUCUCGUCGCGCGCGCCCGACGCCAUGAUCCGCGCGCUGCUCAGCGCCUGCGGGCCCGUGCUCAGCUGGAAGCGCGUGUCCACCUUCGGCUUCAGCGAGUUCGCCAGCCCCGAGGCGGCGCUGCGCUGCGUGCGCCUGCUCAACAGCCGCGCCGUCGCCGACAAGCAGCUGCUGGCGCGCACCGACGGCAAGAUGCAGGCGCUCGUCGACACCUACAAGACCGAGCAGCGCUCGCGGCUGGGGCAGGAGGAAGGCGCGCCCGGCACGGAGGGCGAGGCCUCGUACCUGGACGCGCGACAGCGGGCUCUUGACGACGCCGCCGAGCGCCGUCUGCAGCAGAUCAUGCGCGAUUAUCAGGACGACAUCAACAACUACGAAAUGCUACAGAAAGAGGAGGCGAUUUCAAAGACGGCCCGCGUGCUCGAGGAGGCCGAUAUAUCGGAGGAGAAACGUGAUGUAAUCCAUCGUGAGAUCGGCAAGUUCCGCGAGAGCAUGAAGGAGGAGGCCGACGUCGUGGUGCGACGCAAGCGCGACACCAAGGACAGCGACAAGGACCGCGAGCGGGACCGCGACCGAGACCGAGAGCGCGAGCGCGACCGCGACCGCGAGCGGGAGCGGGAGCGUCCGGCCGAGCGCGGCGGCGAGCGCGAGCGGGAGCGGGACCGCGAGCGAGACCGCGAGCGGGACCGGGACAAGGACCGCGACCGGGACAAGGACCGCCGCCGCCGGAGCACUUCCAGGACUAAAGAUCGUCGUGAAGAACGAGAUAAAGAAAGGGAACGCGAAAGAGAAGAGAGAGAACGGGAUAGAGAACGUGAACGAGAACGAGAACGGGAGCGGGAGAGGGAGCAGCGCGAGCGUGAGCGGGAGAGGGAGAUCCGAGAGAGGGAGCGGGAAAGAGAGCGAGAACGCGAGCGGGAGCGCGAGCGCGAGCGAGAGCGUGACAGGGAGCGGUCCCGCGAGCGCGAGCGAGAGCGCGAGAGGUCGCGCGGCCGCAGUCGCAGCGAGGCGGACGCGCGCCGCGACAAGGAGCUCGAGGACGAGGCGCGCGAGAAGAAGCGCCUCGAGAAGAAGGCGCGCGAGAAGGAGGCCGCCUACCAGGAGAGGUUGCGGAACUGGGAGAGCCGCGAGCGUCGCAAGGCUAAAGAGUAUGAAAAGGAGGGAGAGCGCGAGCGGUGUCGCGAGGAGGAGCGCGAGCGCGAGGCGAAGCGCCUGAAGGAGUUCCUCGAGGACUACGACGACGAGCGGGACGAUUACAAAUAUUACAAAGGCAAGGAGCUGCAGCGGCGGCUGGGCACGCGCGUGCGCGAGGCCGAGGCCGACGCCCGCGAGCGCGCGCGCGAGCAGGACGAGCUGGACGCGCUGCGCGUGUCGCUGUUCUCGGGCCGCGCCGCCGACGACCCCGCCGCGCUGGCCGCCUUCGAGCGCGCGCGUCGCGAGCAGGACGAGCUGUACCGGCCGCGCCUGCUCAUCGACGUCAGCCUGCAGCUGGAGCAGCAGCGCGAGCGCGAGCUGCAGCGCGCGCGCCUGCGCGAGGAGGCGCGGCGCGAGGCGCGCGAGCGGGCGGCGCGCGAGCGGGAGCGCUACCUGCGCCUGGCCGCGUCGCGCCAGCUGCCCACCGAGGCCGAGCCCAUCGACUCCGACUCGUCGGCGGGCUCGGGCGCCACGCCGCCGCGCCCGCGCCGCCGCCGCGCGUCCGCGCCGCCCGAGCCCGCGUCGCCCGCGUCGCCGCGCGCCGAGCCGCCGCCCGCCGCGCCCGCCGGCAGCUCGCCCAUCACCAUCAGCUUCAAGAACCACCACAAGCUCAGCCCCUCCAACUCCGCCGACACCCCCAACGCGUGGAGGGCGCCGACGUACCUGGGCCGAGAGGCGGGCCGCGUCCGGCGCGUGCACGCGGCCUUCGCGGGAGAUGACGACGACGCGCCGCCGCACACACACCCGCCCGACCACCGCCCCAAAGAUAAAAAGGACAAAAGUAAGAAAGGCGAGGCGGCGGCGGGAGGGGAGAAGGAGAGUCGGAGCGCCGAGGAGAAACGGAAACACAUCAAGAGUCUUAUCGAUAAGAUCCCCACGCAGAAGGACCAACUGUUCCAGUACAAGCUCGAUACUGCACAGAUUGAUAACGUGUUGAUGGAGAAAAAGAUCCGUCCGUGGAUCAACAAGAAGAUCAUCGAGUACAUCGGGGAGCCCGAGCCCACGCUGGUGGACUUCAUCUGCAGCAAGGUGGUGGCCGGCUCCGCGCCGCAGGGCAUCCUCGACGACGUGCAGAUGGUGCUGGACGAGGAGGCGGAGGUGUUCGUGGUGAAGAUGUGGCGCCUGCUCAUCUACGAGCUCGAGGCCAAGCGCGCCGGCCUGCACAAGUGACGCGCCCACUAGUCUAGCCAUUAUCAUUAUAAAUGCAAAUAUUAUAAACAGUUUUA